Messenger RNA from Tribolium castaneum (red flour beetle), 1963 nucleotides. It is a transcript of the gene Mlh1, whose product is annotated as Mlh1. Gene Ontology annotation, cellular component: MutLalpha complex. NCBI's taxonomy places the organism in Eukaryota, Metazoa, Arthropoda, Insecta, Coleoptera, Tenebrionidae. The coding region runs from base 1 to 1947 and encodes 648 amino acids. Gene Ontology annotation, biological process: mismatch repair. Gene Ontology annotation, molecular function: mismatched DNA binding; ATP hydrolysis activity; ATP-dependent DNA damage sensor activity. The record is from RefSeq and is a predicted model, not a curated record. The transcript has 6 exons.
AUGGAAGAACCCAAAGAAAUCAAAAAAUUGGACGAGGCUGUAAUUAACCGAAUCGCCGCCGGUGAGAUAAUUCAAAGGCCGGCAAACGCCCUUAAGGAAAUGAUCGAGAACAGUCUCGACGCCCACAGCACGAAUAUCCAAAUUACGGUCAAAAACGGCGGCUUGAAGCUGCUCCAGAUUCAAGACAAUGGCACUGGCAUCCGUAAAGAUGAUUUUGCCAUCGUUUGCGAGCGUUUCACCACUUCGAAAUUGCGCGAAUUUGACGAUUUGCAAAAUAUCGCCACGUACGGCUUCCGGGGCGAAGCCCUGGCCAGUAUCAGUCAUAUCGCGCACUUGACUAUCGUGUCUAAAACGUGCAACGAGCUGUGCGCCUAUAAGGCCCAUUUUGUUGACGGGAAGCUCCAAGGGGCCCCUUUGCCGACUGCGGGGAAUCAAGGCACGAUUGUUACAGUCGAAGACCUGUUCUUCAAUAUGUCAGUCCGGAAAAAAGCACUGAGGAGCCCCGCUGAAGAGUAUCAAAAAAUUUCAGAAGUUGUGGGGAAAUACGCAAUUCAUAACAGUAAGGUCGGGUUCGGGCUGAGAAAAUCGAACGAAAAUAACGAUAUCAGGACCCCGCCCGACUCGACGUGCGUUGAGAACAUUAGAAUUGUCUACAGUAAUACGAUUGCACGAGAGUUGGUUGAUUUUGAGUUAGAAAAUGAUAUUUUAAAAUUUAAAGCACGGGGGUACAUGACGAAUGUCAACUAUUCGAGCAAAAAAUUCACCUUUUUAUUGUUUAUCAACAAUAGAUUAGUCGAUUGCAAUAAUUUGAAGAAAUGUAUUGACCAGGUCUAUGCGACUUAUCUGCCGAAAAACAGCCACCCGUUUGUUUACCUAAGCCUUGAAUUAGACCCCGUAAGUGUCGACGUCAACGUGCACCCCACCAAACACGAAGUCCACUUCCUAAACGAGGACCAAAUCGUCGAGGCAGUUUGUGGCGCCCUUGAGACCCGACUCUUGAAAUCGAACAAUUCUAGAGUCUACUACACCCAAGCCAAACUGCCGGGGGCCCAAGCCGAUAAUUUACCCCUCAAAGACACGGACAAGUCAAAGAUAUACCCGAAAGAAUUCGUCCGAACGGACGCUAGUGAGCAAAAAAUCGAGAAGUUUUUUGGAGCCCCAAUGUCGGAAAAAGAGGGACUGAGCGCCCCCUUCAUUUCCAAAGUCAAUAGGGUGGACACUGAACUGACGAGUGUCCUGGAACUGCGCAAAGCCGUCGAAAAAAACUGUCACCGGGUGCUGCGCGACCUUUUCGCCCAGCAUGUCUUUGUGGGGGCUAUUAACCCCUCCCAGGCCCUGAUCCAAUACAGCACAAAGUUGUUUCUGUGUAAUACUAGAAAAAUCAUGACGGAGCUGUUAUACCAGUUCGUUUUGUAUAAUUUCCAAAAUUUCGGUUUCAUCAAUUUUACGAAGCCUCUAUCGGUUUAUGAGUUGGCGUUGCAAGGGCUGGAGGUACCGGAGGUCGGCUGGACGCCUGAAGACGGGGACAAGGCGGAUUUGGCGCAAAAAAUCACCGAGAUUUUGACCAAAAACGGGGAAAUGUUGAACGAAUAUUUCUCGCUGAAUGUUGACAAGACGGGGCGGUUGGUUUCGCUUCCGCUGAUUUUGGAUAAUUACACGCCUGAUAUUGCCGGGCUUCCGGUGUACGUGGUUAGAUUAGCGACUGAGGUUACUUGGGAGUCGGAAAAGGAAUGUUUCGAGACAGUGGCCAGAGAAACCGCUCUUUAUUACUCCAAAAUGAGCGAGAACUCAAAGUGGGAGAGCAACGACUGGAAGUGGGUAACCGAGCACGUGGUGUACUCAGCAAUUAAGGAGUAUUUCAUGCCCCCGAAGAGCUUCACCGAGAACGUGUCAGUCCUGGAAAUCGCCAAUUUGCCCAAUUUGUACAGAGUGUUUGAACGGUGUUAAUAAAAUUUGAAAAAUG